GUGUUGUUCCACCGUUUUCUUAACCAAUUCUUUCCAUCCACAUUUGCUACCUCCACCGAUCGAUAUCUUCUCGAUUCUACUCAUUUUAGUGUUUUCCUUUCAUCUGAUUUUUUCUGCCCGCUUUUCUUUUGGAACAUUGAGUCAUCGAUGAUUCUGUUUCCACUCCGUUCUCGCACAUACUUCCCUCCUCCGACGUCGUUUUCAUCUCCGGUCUCGCACACCUUCUGAAGGUGGUUUUGAUUGGCUCCAUGGAUUUCAUUCGAUCUUUGAUUUCCUCUUUGUUCUUGCGUCUAUUGCACAGAACGAAGAGGGACACGGUAAGUUCCGACGAUGACGAUGUACCCUACCUCUGCAAUUGAUUCAACUUGAUGAUAUUAUUGGAGGAGAAGGGCGGCAGGACGCAAGGCGUCGGUGAAGACCAACACUAACAAUCUGAUACCCACACAUAUUUAGUUGUUGAACAACUUCUUCCUUUUUCCUCCUUCCACACAGUACAUGACCAAGGUACUUCUCCGUCCACUGUCAAUCUUCUACCCCUCCUUGAAGUUAGUCCCUCCACCGCCAAUACAGAGAUUGUGACGCCGGCGAGUCCACGUCCACCACAGAAGCAGGAGUCGAUGACACAGCAUCUGCCUCAACCUCCACCAGUUCGAUUGAAUCUUCCGUCGAUGUCUUUGUUGAUUCUUCUAUGGUCUUCAUGCCCUAAUAGUUUUAUGUCGAAUUGGCAGUGCGGCUACUCGAAUUUGCAUCUUCCGUAUUAAUUUCUAAGCGUUGGGAUUUUGCAUCCGUUGCUCGAACAUUAGGGCAUCUAUCAAAAAGUGCUUUAAGUCAUGAAGAUUGUUAACGACCUAAUGAAAUCUCCACAAAUGGCUGUCACAAUGCAAGAAUUCAACAAAGAAAUGAUCAAAGCAUGAGUGAUUGAAGAAAUGGUGAAUGAUGCUGUUGAUUUUGCAUUGGAUACAGAUGACAUGGAAGAUGAGAUUGAAGAAGAGGUUGAUAAGGUGUUAACCUCCAUAGCUGGUGAGAUCGCUGCUCAGCUUCCAGAAGCCGCCAGGAAGGGGCAGCUGAAGGAACCUGCCACCCUGGCUCAGGUGAAGAUCCAAGAGCUGCAGCCAUCUCGAUUUAAUUUAGUUCACCCGAGUGCUAUGCGGUACACAUCAGAUGAUGAAAUGAAAUUUUUCAAUCCAACUACAAUUUUGAAGGAGGUGCAAUCAAAACCACCAGUCUCUGAUUCCUUCCCAAAUUAUUUUCCUGCAAAGAGAAAUCUUGCUGCUAGGUUCAGGUAAACCCAAUAACAAUAGAUAUAAAUCAAAGGCCAAUAUCAUCAUAGUUCCACAACUAUAGCUGCAUUAUGAGAUUACUUUCGGGUUUGAAUGAUAGAUUCAGUUUACAUAUUUUACUGGCCUUCUAUUUUUUUUAUUCUCUUUUUUUUCAUUUGUAUGAUUCAUUUGUGGGCAAAGAAUGAUAUAUUCAGUUGACAUCUCUUAGAUUACAGGAAAUAUGUAUGUUUUAUCGCCUAAUUUUAUGGAAGGUUGACAUGUAUCAAGUUAUUUGCUUGCAAAACUGGCUUUGGAUGGCUUUAAUUUUGGAAUUACCUUGCUCAAGAAGAAGUAAUAUCUUCUCUUACAUAUAGGUGUGCGGGAGAAGGCUGAAGUAUAAAAACAUUUCCGAUUUUACCCUUGGGUUUGGAGCGACUUCAAGUGUUGCACAAUUUUCUUUUCACAUGCUAGAAUUUUGGGACUAUAGUUAUACAUAGAUCGUGCUUUGUUUCUUAAACUUCAAAGAUGCAGUGCAGGAAUUGUUUUAUAUAUUUUUUUAGCAUUAUACAUGCCAAGAAAUCUCAAAAACAACAGUUAAGAGUUUGUUAACACAUGCUGACCAUGAACACA
Molecule: messenger RNA, 1889 nt
Organism: Lactuca virosa
Lineage: Eukaryota; Viridiplantae; Streptophyta; Magnoliopsida; Asterales; Asteraceae
Source: the annotation of a GenBank genome assembly